AUGGCCACGACAGCCCUCUACAACGUGCUCACCAAUCCGCGGCAUACAAAAUGGAUUGUACCGCUGCUAAUCCUCGGCGACGCAAUUCUCUGUGCCCUCGUCAUAUGGAAGAUCUCCUACACCGAGAUUGACUGGACGACAUACAUGCAACAGGUCUCGCUAUACAUCUCCGGCGAACGCGACUACCCGCAGAUCAAGGGCUCGACCGGUCCGCUCGUCUACCCCGCCGCCCAUGUUUAUGUCUACACCUUCCUCUACCGCUUCACCGAUGAAGGCCGCGACAUCCUCCUCGGACAGAUCCUUUUCGCGGGGCUCUACCUAGCCACCCUGAUUGUCGUCGUGGCGUGCUACCGGAAAGCAGGUGCUCCUCCAUACCUCUUCCCGCUUCUUAGUCUGUCCAAGCGGCUUCAUAGCAUCUUCAUGCUGCGCAUGUUCAAUGAUGGUGUCGCGGCGUUCGCUAUGUGGGUGGCCAUUUACCUAUUCAUGACACGGAAAUGGACGGCGGGUGUUGCAGUGUGGUCUACUGGCGUGGCAGUUAAAAUGACCCUCCUAUUGCUUGUGCCGGGAAUUGCGGUCGUCACGUUGCUGGGUCUGGGGUUGACGCGGAGUGUCACGCUUGGGACAGUGGCUAUACUGAUUCAGGUCCUACUCGCAGCUCCUUUCCUGCAGGCCAAUGCUACGGGGUAUAUUUCUCGGGCGUUCGAAUUGUCCCGGCAAUUCCUGUUCAAAUGGACCGUGAACUGGCGGUUCUUAGGCGAAGAAGUCUUUCUCUCGAAGGAGUUCUCAUUGGCUCUGCUGGUGCUGCAUGUCUUGUUGUUGGCUGUGUUCUCCACAAAAUGGCUAAGACCCUCCACAACGAGCGCGCUUCGCUUCCUUCAGGACAUCAUCCAGGGACGGCAGCGGUCGAUGGCUCUCUCGAGAUCAUUCAUCAUGACUGUGCUGUUGAGCUCGCUUGCCAUUGGUUUGUUGUGCGCCAGGUCCUUGCAUUAUCAGUUCUUUGCCUAUCUGGCGUGGGCUACCCCAUUCCUUCUCUGGCGCGCAGGCCUUCAUCCGAUUCUUGUAUAUACCGCUUGGGCACUGCAGGAAUGGGCAUGGAAUGUGUUCCCCAGCACCAACUCGAGCUCCAUGGUUGUUGUGCUGUCGCUUGCAGUGCAGGUCUUUGGCGUGUGGCUCAAUGGGGUUGGCGACAUAGACAGUGGCCGCACCAAGGUUCAUACUCAAUGA
Molecule: messenger RNA, 1224 nt
Organism: Penicillium alfredii
Lineage: Eukaryota; Fungi; Ascomycota; Eurotiomycetes; Eurotiales; Aspergillaceae
Gene: alg3
Product: dolichyl-P-Man:Man(5)GlcNAc(2)-PP-dolichol alpha-1,3-mannosyltransferase
Exons: 3
Coding region: 1-1224 (407 amino acids)
Cellular component (GO): endoplasmic reticulum
Molecular function (GO): dol-P-Man:Man(5)GlcNAc(2)-PP-Dol alpha-1,3-mannosyltransferase activity
Source: RefSeq, a predicted model, not a curated record